Messenger RNA from Cherax quadricarinatus, 1026 nucleotides. Lineage: Eukaryota; Metazoa; Arthropoda; Malacostraca; Decapoda; Parastacidae. The record is from RefSeq and is a predicted model, not a curated record.
AUGUUAACGUGGCUUUGUAUCUCCAGUGUCAGCCACAUUACCAAGGUUAAGAUGUUAACGUGGCUUUGUAUCUCCAGUGUCAGCCACAUUACCAAGGUUAAGAUGUUAACGUGGCUUUGUAUCUCCAGUGGCAGCCACAUUACCAAGGUUAAGAUGUUAACGUGGCUUUGUAUCUCCAGUGGCAGCCACAUUACCAAGGUUAAGAUGUUAACGUGGCUUUGUAUCUCCAGUGUCAGCCACAUUACCAAGGUUAAGAUGUUAACGUGGCUUUGUAUCUCCAGUGUCAGCCACAUUACCAAGGUUAAGAUGUUAACGUGGCUUUGUAUCUCCAGUGGCAGCCACAUUACCAAGGUUAAGAUGUUAACGUGGCUUUGUAUCUCCAGUGGCAGCCACAUUACCAAGGUUAAGAUGUUAACGUGGCUUUGUAUCUCCAGUGGCAGCCACAUUACCAAGGUUAAGAUGUUAACGUGGCUUUGUAUCUCCAGUGGCAGCCACAUUACCAAGGUUAAGAUGUUAACGUGGCUUUGUAUCUCCAGUGUCAGCCACAUUAUCAAGGUUAAGAUGUUAACGUGGCUUUGUAUCUCCAGUGUCAGCCACAUUAUCAAGGUUAAGAUGUUAACGUGGCUUUGUAUCUCCAGUGUCAGCCACAUUAUCAAGGUUAAGAUGUUAACGUGGCUUUGUAUCUCCAGUGUCAGCCACAUUAUCAAGGUUAAGAUGUUAACGUGGCUUUGUAUCUCCAGUGUCAGCCACAUUAUCAAGGUUAAGAUGUUAACGUGGCUUUGUAUCUCCAGUGUCAGCCACAUUAUCAGGGUUAAGAUGUUAACGUGGCCUUUUUAUCUCCAGUGGCAGCAACAUACCAAGGUUAAGAUGUUAACGUGGCUUUUGCUUCUCCAGUGGUCAGCCACAUUAGCCAAGGUUAAUAUGUUAACGGCCUUUGUAUCUCCAGUGUCAGCCACAUUACCAAGGUUAAAUUUAACGUGCAUUGUAACUCCAGAUCAGCCACAUUACCCAAAGUUAAGAUGUUAA